Strigops habroptila (Kakapo) is the source of this 2123-nucleotide messenger RNA. Its product is annotated as tubulin alpha-3 chain. Gene Ontology annotation, molecular function: structural constituent of cytoskeleton; GTP binding. The coding region runs from base 560 to 2014 and encodes 484 amino acids. NCBI's taxonomy places the organism in Eukaryota, Metazoa, Chordata, Aves, Psittaciformes, Psittacidae. Gene Ontology annotation, biological process: microtubule cytoskeleton organization; mitotic cell cycle. The record is from RefSeq and is a predicted model, not a curated record. Gene Ontology annotation, cellular component: microtubule; cytoplasm. The transcript has 4 exons.
GCUAGAUACGCUGUAACAGUAAGCUAGAAAAACAGCUCAUUACCAUUUCAGGUGUAAGACAGAAUCACGGUAUUGAGAGAUAAAACACACAUGGCACAGUUGCUUAGAAUCAAAGUAGCUGGCUAAAAGUGGGCAGGUGACAUCUGAUUGGGGCUCCUGGAUGGUUUCACAAAGGAACCCAAAUAUGUAUGAAUUGGGGGCUACAUAUCUGCUUAUUAUAAAGGAAGACAUAAUAAUUGGUCCUAUACAAGAAGAAUGAUUUGGCAACAAAUAAGGGAAACUAGGGAAUGCUAUAUAAAGAAGCCUUCCAAGAGUAAAGGAAGAUGAAAAAGAGACUAAGCAGAAUAUUAAAGAUGUAAUAUCCAUGCAGCAUGGUAAGGGAGAAUGAAUCUAUAUUCACCCUAUGUGUUCAUAGAGACUAUGUUGUAUUCAGGAUCUUCCAAUAUUCUCAAAGUUAGCCUCAAUCAGCUAAGGUAAGUAGAGUCUUGCAAGCAGCAGACAAUUUGAUGAGUUAUAGUCACUCAAGAGCAACCAGGGGAUACUGAAGCAGAGAAAGCUCAUGGAAAGAUACAACCCACAGAUGGCUAGUUAUUAUGAGAAGAAAAUCUGGAAGACAGGUAGGUCCAUGUCUCAUUGUUCUGUUUUCAAUUUGCAGCGUGAAUGCAUAUCCAUCCACGUCGGUCAGGCUGGUGUUCAGAUUGGCAAUGCGUGUUGGGAAUUAUAUUGUCUUGAACAUGGAAUCCAGCCUGAUGGUCAAAUGCCUAGUGAUAAAACUGUGGGAGGUGGAGACGAUUCAUUUAACACCUUCUUCAGUGAGACAGGAGCUGGUAAACAUGUUCCCAGAGCAGUGUUUGUGGACCUAGAGCCAACUGUUGUUGAUGAAGUACGUACAGGCACAUAUAGGCAGUUAUUCCAUCCUGAGCAGCUCAUUACUGGGAAAGAAGAUGCAGCCAAUAAUUAUGCCAGAGGCCAUUAUACCAUUGGAAAAGAGAUUGUUGAUCUAGUGCUAGACCGCAUUCGCAAACUGGCUGAUCUGUGCACAGGGCUGCAAGGUUUCCUUAUCUUUCAUAGUUUUGGAGGAGGCACUGGCUCAGGGUUUGCAUCUCUGCUCAUGGAAAGGCUCUCUGUUGACUACGGCAAGAAGUCUAAACUAGAAUUUGCGAUUUAUCCAGCACCACAAGUUUCCACUGCUGUAGUGGAACCCUACAACUCAAUUCUAACUACCCAUACAACAUUAGAGCAUUCAGACUGUGCCUUCAUGGUAGACAAUGAAGCCAUUUACGAUAUAUGUCGUCGUAACCUUGACAUUGAACGUCCUACUUACACCAAUUUAAACCGAUUAAUUGGGCAAAUUGUUUCAUCCAUCACAGCUUCACUGCGUUUUGAUGGAGCCCUCAAUGUAGAUCUGACAGAAUUUCAAACUAACCUUGUUCCAUACCCGCGAAUCCAUUUCCCCCUGGUAACAUAUGCCCCUGUCAUCUCUGCUGAAAAAGCCUAUCAUGAGCAGUUAUCUGUGGCCGAAAUCACUAAUGCUUGUUUUGAACCAGCCAACCAGAUGGUAAAAUGCGACCCUCGCCAUGGCAAAUACAUGGCCUGCUGCAUGUUAUACAGAGGUGAUGUUGUUCCCAAAGAUGUCAAUGCAGCUAUUGCUACUAUCAAGACUAAACGUACCAUUCAGUUUGUGGAUUGGUGCCCAACUGGAUUCAAGGUGGGCAUUAACUACCAGCCUCCAACUGUGGUGCCAGGUGGUGACCUUGCAAAGGUGCAGCGGGCUGUGUGUAUGCUGAGUAAUACAACUGCUAUUGCUGAAGCAUGGGCUCGCCUUGACCACAAGUUUGAUCUAAUGUAUGCUAAGCGUGCUUUUGUACAUUGGUAUGUUGGGGAAGGAAUGGAGGAAGGAGAAUUUUCUGAAGCCCGGGAAGAUCUGGCUGCCCUUGAGAAAGAUUAUGAAGAAGUCGGCAUAGACUCAGUAGAAGCAGAGGCUGAAGAAGGAGAUGAGUACUUAGAAAACUAAAGUCUGGAAAAAUGUAGAGAGAGGGGAAAAAAAAGAAUUGCAGAACCCUGUUUGCAGAACAUCUGCUUGUUUGACUGUUUUCAAAUAAAGUUUUAAAGGUUCUACUUUC